CCUUAUAUCGAUUUAGAAUCUGAGAGUGGCUCAAUAUCAUUGAAUUUGAAUGAUACGUUCGCUGGCGAAUAUGAAAUCUUCUCAAAAUCUGGUCGUGUAAGUGCUAAUAAUGCUGGAAAUAAUUUAGAUUCAUCUUAUUCUGGAAAUACUUUAAAUGGAACAAAGAAGUCCACAAAUUCUUCAAUUCAAUCUAAUGGGAUGAUUAUUGCCAAGUCUAAUAGAGGAAAUGUGAAAGUAGAUUUUCUUUAUCCUCUUCAUACUAAA
Molecule: messenger RNA, 264 nt
Organism: Racocetra fulgida
Lineage: Eukaryota; Fungi; Glomeromycota; Glomeromycetes; Diversisporales; Gigasporaceae
Source: the annotation of a GenBank genome assembly